UUACGUUAUGAGUGGAGAAAAAAGAAAAAGGAAGGAAAAUGCCACCUAACAGUAACACUCUUUUUCACACUCACGCCUUCGUUGUUACACCCUCUUCUUCUUACUCUUCCGUGCACACCCUGAAACUGCAAAAGCCUCAAGUGAAACGAUUCGUUUUGCUGUUCGCAUAUCCAAGGCGUUCGCGCACGUUUCUAGAACCUUCUACUUCUUCUUCUUCUUUCUCUCCUGUGAGGAAAACUAAGGAAGUGGCUGAAGAAUAUGUUUACCCUCCCGAAAACGAUGACGUUUUGGAGGACGAAGAAGAACGAGAGAAGAGGCUUGGAAAAGCGUGUGAAGUGUACGUGUGCAACCUGCCCCGAAGCUGUGACGCAGCAUACUUACUUGAUAUGUUCAGGCCUUAUGGAACCAUUUUAUCUAUCGAGGUUUGCCGGAAUGCUGAGAAUAAUGAAAGUAAGGGGUGUAGCUAUGUGACACUGGGAUCCAUACACUCAGCAAGAAAUGCAGUUGCUGCAUUGGAUGGAUCAGUUUGUAGGGGGAAACUGUCUCUCCCUUGCUUGUAUUAGAUUCAUCAUGCCCUAGUUGUUUGAUUCUAUUUUUUUUCUGUUUUUGGCUGAAGGAUGUUGGUGGGUGCGAAUUGCGGGUUAGAUUUUCAAUUGAGAUGAAUUCUAAAAGGAGGAGUUUUAACAAAAUGAACUCUUCAACCAAGAGAAUUUCAUAUUAUGAAUCUCCUCAUAAGCUGUAUGUUGGCAAUCUUGCAAAGACUGUUAGACCCGAACAGUUGAGAGAUCUCUUUUGCAGAUUUGGAAAUAUAGUUAGUGCAAGAGUGUUGCGUGAUUUUAAACAAGGGAACAGCCGAGUCUAUGCCUUUCUCUCCUUUCAAUCAGAGGCAGAAAUUUGUCACUGUUAUUUUUUAAUUAGUUUGGUCUUUCUUGCAGGAAUUUUAUGGUCGUACACUAAUCGUUAAAGAGGGUGUAGAGAGGAGUGAGGACUGAGCCAUAACUGCAGCUUUAGUGUCUGCAUAAUAAUGGCAGCAAUUUUGGUUUUUCACAUGAAUGAAGACUUGUAGUGUGUAUAGCUGAGACAUAUUUGUGAGGCUUUUUGAACUAGAAAGUUUUAGCUCAAAGAAGAGGUGAGCCUGACACUGCGGCAGUUCAGUAAAAUAAUGGAUUCAUUCUAUUUUACUUCUCUUGUAUUUCAAGUUGCAAUGAGUGAUAUCAAAGAAUUGUAGUUGAGACAAUUUGAAUUUUGAAUUUAACCGUGGGAUGAAUACUACUACCAUUACUAUAACUGUUGCAGAGAAUUGUGAAACUGAGAAAGUGAACAACCUUAUGCCGAGUAAAGCUAU
Glycine soja is the source of this 1345-nucleotide messenger RNA. RefSeq names its product splicing factor U2AF 59 kDa subunit-like. The record is from RefSeq and is a predicted model, not a curated record. Gene Ontology annotation, cellular component: cytosol. Gene Ontology annotation, molecular function: mRNA binding. Lineage: Eukaryota; Viridiplantae; Streptophyta; Magnoliopsida; Fabales; Fabaceae. The transcript is spliced from 2 exons. Bases 39 to 563 code for a protein of 174 amino acids.